GCCUGUGGCUGUGAGCAACGGAAAGCAUGGGUUAUCAGGGCUUGUGUGUUUUUGUUUAGAGAGUGUGUUUUGAUGUGAGGAUGUCUGAGUGAGUUGUGAGUGUAUGUGCGUGAGGAGACUUCUUGGGAAGGGAGGGAGGCCAAUUCAAAGGAUGCUCAAAAACAAGGCAGGAAUUUUUUUCUCUCCUUUUUGAAUGGUGACUGAGGACUAGCUGAAUUCCUUUGCUCUAGCCGUUGUGCCUCAUCUCUGCUCCAGGGCAUCUGAAGGAUCUCCUGCAUGCAUGGCAGAGGGGCCCACUCUCGCCUAUUACCUCACUAUCCCCUGGGCUGAAAGGUUAUGGGUAAUCUGAUCAGCCGGCCCAGCUGCCUGGGCCAGAAGUCCAAGCAGGUGAGGUCCGACGAGGACUUCCUGAAAGAGUGCUACCAGCGGCGCCGCGAAUGGCAAGCUCCGCCCCUGACGCACCACCGGGAGACCAGGCGGGAGGAGGUGGUCAGAGAGAGGGAGGAGGAGGAGGAGGAGAGGGUGACAGACAGGACGAAGGAGGAUGAGGUAGAGGAUGAGGUGUCUCACAGCAACACCCCUCCCUCGGACAAACCCCUAAGGACCAACCCCUCCCCCGCCCCCACGGUCACCACCACCAGUAUUCUGGACAAUGCCUGGCAAGGCACCCCCUCCCCCAUCAAGACUUCCAGGAACAGCACCCUGACUAGGAAGGCCGUGGUCCAAGAGAUCCCCUAUGGGAGAUCCCCUCUAGCCCAGCCUGGCUCAGUCCCAGGCUCAGCGGAGAGGAGGGCCAGCCUCCAGAGGAAAGACUCCAGAGAAGGAAGCCUCCAAAGGAGAGACUCUAGAGAGGGCAGCCCCUGGUCCUGGAAGACCUUGGCCUCCCGCGAGGUCACGGAGGUGACGGAAGUGACAGAGACAGUUGUGACAGAGAUUGUGGAGGUGACGGAGUACCCGUCUGGAGAGAAGGGCGGAGACCCCAUAGUCACCAGGACUGUUAGGGUUCUGACUGGAGCAGCUGAGGAACUCGCUGAGCUGCAAAGUGAUGGACAUUCUAGUUCAGACCAAGAUUCCAGCUUGGAUCGUUGGAGGGGAACGAGAUCUGUCUUGACUCUGAGAGAUGAUUUUGCAGAUUCUGAAACGUUCCAUCAAUCCCUGGAAGCACUGUUGACCUGGGUCUGUGAGAUAGAGGAGCUGACAGCCAAUCAGAAGCCUCCAUCUUCAGAGGUCAAAGUAGUGAAAGCACAGCUGCAAGAGCAGAAGCUCCUGCAGCGUCUCCUGGAGGACCGGAGGCAUAGUAUGGAGACCAUGAUGCUGGAGGGCCCUCAUAUGGCCGAGGCCUUCCCAGGGGAGGAGGGGGAGCAGGCCAGGGUCCAGCUCUCCACGCUCAGACACAAAUGGGAGGCCUUACUGGUAGAUGCGGUGAACAGGCGGGGCAAUCUGGAGCUCAUCCUGCCCAGGGCCAAGCUCUUCCAGGAGAGGGUGGACAGCCUGCAGCAAUGGCUCAUCUCUGUGGAGCAGGACCUGGCCAAGCUACGCAAUGCUGAGAGGGAAAUGCUACACCUCCCCGAGGGUACGGAGGAAGCCAAGGCUGUGGUGGAAGAGAUCAAGGCAAAAACGCUGACUUGGUGAAAAUUCAACAGAGCGGUCAUGACCUCAAGGAGAAGAUUUCAGAAGAGGAAGCCCAGCAGGUGCAAGAGCGUGUGGACAGCCUGAGGAUACGCUGCUCGGUGUUGAGCCUGACCAGUGGUGACGUGCUGC
Oncorhynchus nerka (sockeye salmon) is the source of this 1761-nucleotide messenger RNA. Its product is annotated as microtubule-actin cross-linking factor 1, isoforms 6/7-like. NCBI's taxonomy places the organism in Eukaryota, Metazoa, Chordata, Actinopteri, Salmoniformes, Salmonidae. Gene Ontology annotation, molecular function: protein binding; structural molecule activity. The coding region runs from base 337 to 1632 and encodes 431 amino acids. The record is from RefSeq and is a predicted model, not a curated record. The transcript has 8 exons. Gene Ontology annotation, cellular component: cytoplasm; intermediate filament; membrane. Gene Ontology annotation, biological process: wound healing; intermediate filament cytoskeleton organization.